Messenger RNA from Benincasa hispida (wax gourd), 1604 nucleotides. RefSeq names its product glycerophosphodiester phosphodiesterase GDPD1, chloroplastic-like. The record is from RefSeq and is a predicted model, not a curated record. NCBI's taxonomy places the organism in Eukaryota, Viridiplantae, Streptophyta, Magnoliopsida, Cucurbitales, Cucurbitaceae. Gene Ontology annotation, molecular function: phosphoric diester hydrolase activity. Gene Ontology annotation, biological process: glycerophospholipid catabolic process.
UGAGGACUAAAAAAAAGAAAAAGUUGUUGAGUCAAAAGAAGGAUUAUCCCUAAUUCGUUAUUGAGAGGGAAUCUAGCGGUAUUGCCCGAAGCUUCAGAAUUUCUUAAAUUUUCCUCUUAAUUUCUUCUUCACAAUUCCCCUUUUUCUCUCAUUUCUUCUUCCAUUGUCUUCCUUAGCCCACACGUCAAAUUUCGUCGUCUCUCGCAACUCCCUGUUACGAAGGACCUGGAAUUUUCUACCUUGUCGGUGCUAAUUUUCCUCUUUUUGCUGUAAAUCCCCCAAUAAUGCUGGCUCUACAUUCCCCCCUCCUAAUCUCCGAUGCUUCCCCCGCCGAUCACCUCCUCACCGCCACCACAUUUGCCUUUCCCCCAACCCCGAGAGGCUAACUUACGGGAAGGUCCAAAUGAACGUACAUUUAGAUCGUCGAAAUUCUUGGUGAUUGGUCAUAGAGGAUGCGGGAUGAACAUCUUGCAUUCCCCUGAUCCGCGUUUCAAAUUCAUUAAGGAGAAUUCCAUUCCGUCCUUCGACGCGGCCACUAGGCUUUCUGUCGAUUUCAUCGAAUUUGAUGUUCAGGUAACCAAAGAUGGUUGUCCAGUCAUUUUCCAUGACUGUUUGAUUCUUACUGAGGAAAAGGGUUCUAUCGUGGAGAAGAGAGUAACAGAUCUCAUGCUGGAUGAAUUUCUUUCAUAUGGGCCACAAGAUAAUCCUGGGAAGAUGGGUAAGCCUCUAUUUAGGAGGACCAUAGAUGGGGAAAUAUUUGAGUGGAAAGUUGAAAAUGAUGCGCCGCUGUGCACGCUGCAAGAAACUUUUGAGAAGGUUGAGCAUUCGGUUGGUUUUAAUAUAGAAUUGAAAUUUGAUGAUCUGAUAAUCUAUAAAGAAGAGCAACUUUCUCAAAUGCUCCAACAAGUUUUACAGGUUGUGGAAAAGAAUGCCAUGGUCAGACCUAUUAUAUUUUCAAGCUUUAUACCUGAUGCUGCUCAGUUAGUUAAGAAACUUCAGAGCACCUACCCUGUAUUCUUCCUGACGAACGGAGGGUCGAAAAUUUAUCCCGAUAUUAGAAGGAAUUCGUUAGAGGAGGCUAUUAACGUGUGUAUGAUGGGAGGUUUGAAUGGAAUUGUUGCAGAAGUCACAUCAAUUUUGAGAAAUCCUGCAGCAGUUGAUAAAAUUAGAAAUGCAGGACUCUCGCUUAUAACCUAUGGCCAAUUGAAUAAUCUUCCAGAAGUGGUGUAUGUGCAACGUUUGCUGGCCGUUGAGGGAGUAAUCGUCGACUUAGUACAAGAGAUCACAGGGGCAGUCUCUGAUAUCAUCUCUUCAGAGCAAGAAGAGGGCUCGCAUGAGCAGCAAAUGAACAUGAAGGCCAGAACGAAACCCGACUACUCCCAACAGAGGGCUUGCUUUCUGAUGAACGGCGAGCAGGUAUGCUCACAAAAUACAAGUUUAAGUUCGCACAUUGAUAAUAUAAUACAAUUUUAUCGAUGUAAAUAGGCAUUGAUAAUAUAAUUAAAGUUUAUCAAUGCAUGUGAAUAAACAUUGCCAUUCUUACUCUUUCUGGAGAGUAAAAUGUAGAAAGGAAGACCAAACAUUGGUCUCCAUUUUCACAAAAA